This is a messenger RNA of Schizosaccharomyces cryophilus OY26, 2451 nucleotides long. RefSeq names its product CK1/CK1/CK1-G protein kinase Cki1. Bases 232 to 1590 code for a protein of 452 amino acids. The record is from RefSeq and is a predicted model, not a curated record. Gene Ontology annotation, biological process: signal transduction; peptidyl-serine phosphorylation; endocytosis. Lineage: Eukaryota; Fungi; Ascomycota; Schizosaccharomycetes; Schizosaccharomycetales; Schizosaccharomycetaceae. The transcript has 3 exons. Gene Ontology annotation, cellular component: nucleus; cytoplasm. Gene Ontology annotation, molecular function: ATP binding; protein serine/threonine kinase activity.
CUUCCUCUCACGUACCUUCCGUGCAACAAACGUACCCACUUCCAUUGACCCAUUUUAAGUAGAAAAGACCCUAUAAAGAAGAGUUAUUCUUUUAUAAAUUAACGGGUCUUUUCAUUAAAGAACUAACUUUAUUGGUAGUCGUGUAAAAAGACGACUUUAGAGUGACAUUCUUGUAUGAACAAAGAACGUGCUGCAUUUGCCAAAACGAAUUAACGAAAAGAACGCUGAAAGAUGACGGGACAGGCAAAUGUUGUAGGCAUCCAUUAUAAAGUCGGCAGAAAGAUUGGUGAAGGAUCUUUUGGUGUCAUCUUUGAGGGGACGAAUUUAUUGAACAACCAACAGGUUGCUAUUAAGUUUGAACCAAGACGUAGUGAUGCUCCUCAACUCAGAGAUGAAUAUCGCACAUAUAAGCUCCUGGCAGGAUCUCUGGGAAUUCCCAAUGUGUACUAUUUCGGACAGGAAGGCCUUCAUAACAUUCUAGUCAUUGACUUGUUAGGCCCUAGUUUGGAAGAUUUGCUCGAUUUAUGUGGCCGCAGAUAUAGCGUCAAAACCGUUGCUAUGGUUGCUAAGCAAAUGAUAGGUCGUGUCCAGGCUAUCCAUGAACGAAGUUUGGUAUACAGAGAUAUCAAGCCUGACAAUUUUUUGAUUGGACGACCCAACACCAAGCAUGCAAAUAUGAUCCAUAUCGUCGACUUUGGCAUGGUAAAGUUUUACCGUGAUCCUGUUUCAAAGCAGCACAUUCCCUAUCGAGAGAAGAAGAAUCUUUCAGGUACAGCACGUUAUAUGUCUAUCAACACCCACUUAGGCCGAGAGCAGUCUCGACGGGAUGACUUGGAGGCACUUGGUCAUGUCUUUAUGUACUUUCUUCGCGGAAGCCUUCCCUGGCAAGGUCUCAAAGCUGCUACAAAUAAACAAAAGUACGAACGCAUUGGGGAAAGAAAGCAAAAUACCCCUUUGCGAGAACUGUGUGCUGGAUUUCCGGAAGAAUUUUAUCAAUACAUGCAUUAUGUCCGGAAUUUGCCUUUUGAGGCUACUCCCGAUUAUGAAUUUUUGCAAUCCCUAUUUCAAAAAGUGCUACUUAAAAUGGGCACGAAUGAUGAUGGCGGUUUUGAUUGGAAUUUACUGAACAAUGGUAAGGGCUGGCAAAGUUUACGCAGUGGCCGAAGCCAUGAAGCGAAUACGCACCGCCCAAGUAAAGCUCCUGCUCCCAAGCAAGAUCCAAAAGCUUUGGGGCCUCAGAAUCGCUUGAGCACCCGUAAACUUGUAUCCAACUCGUCGGCAAUGGAACAUGGUAAUUCUCAGACGCAACCCAACUCAUCUAAUGCACAAGAUUCACCGGAAAUAAACGUCCUAGGAAGUGAAAAAAAUAGAAUUGACAAACCUCCCCUUUCAAGAGAUCAAGCUGGCGUACGGCCUUCGCAGGGCGUGCCUCAAGAACAGCAGGUGCCUAGAGGAGAGGUUCCAGCGGUUAAUGGCGAGCAAACACGAAGGCCCGAUAAAUAUGUUUCAAAAGAGACAUCUGGAAAUAAGAAAAGAUCGUUUUGGAAAAGUCUGCUAUCUUGUUGUGCUGCCCCAGCCGAAGACGCUUAAGCUUAGCCUUACUCGAUAAGGUACGAUAUUAUGUCUACUUCACCUUCUACGGUCCUCUAUCGGUGUACUGUUUAUAACUUUCUUUGCUGUUUUACUUCCUUUUUAAAGUACAUAAGUAGCAAAUGCACUUUCCAAGACACCUCUGGAUCAUAUUGACUAUCCAUUGAUCUAAACAGUUUUCUCCUUUUACCUUUUGUAUACGCUAUUUCUCUUUUUUUAAUGAAGAAAAUAUUGUGGACUCGUUGUUUCUGCUAUCCUAUUUUUUUGAAAAAAACUUCUACUAAAAGAGACGAAUUUGAAUUUGCACGAAACGCUUUGAGGCUCUUUCAUUACAAUUCUCUGAUGUUUCUCUUUAUGUGGCUUUUCCUCUUUUCCUCUCCGUAAAAACUGUCUUUUUGCGUGUGUUGCUUUUAAUUUUGCAUCUAUAACAUUACAUUUCGUUUCUGCAAAUGUGCUUGUUGUAUGCAACUUAGCUUAACGUUCUUCCUAAGUUGCCGCCGCGUUCACCUCUUUAACUCAAUGACUAACUAACGACUCGGUUGAAACUGACAUGUAAAAGCCUUUUUGUAAAUAUUAUUUGAAUUAUGCUAACUAUGUCGCACAUUUACGAUAUUUUGAAGCAAAUGUUGAUUUUCGUUCGUAAUGGGGUUGAAAGAGUCUAUAUCGUUGCAAAGUUGUCAUGAAUGUGCAUUUCUUUCCUUGGGAUUUUCUCUCUUAUACUAAUUAAUUGUUUGUUUUAUUUUUCGUUGGGCAAUAUUCAUUAAUUAAUAGAGCAUGUGACAUGUAUCAACUUAAGUAUUCUCAGUACUGGUCAACCCAAACUUAUAAUUUGAUUUAGUAGAUAUAAACAAAACUCCUUCC